CAAGCGCCCAGCGAAAACAAAGACAGCCGCUCAAAAUCUUUUCUGUGUUCCGUUCCUGGCGAAAAUAGACCCAAUGGGUUACGUCCGAAAAGCUCGACACUUGCAAUGAAGCUGUUGCUUCGUGCUUUAUUUCUUCUGCUGUUUGCCAGUGCAACCGUUUUUUACUUCUUGUACGUGGACGGUGGAACAGCGCACACGAGUGAUGCGACGACUGUGCUCAACUUGAGCACCAGCAACCCACGACCAACUGUCAAGGAUGAACUGGUCUCCUUGACCACUCCGUGGACGCGUCCGGAAAAUGGGCCAGGAGAAGUGGUUCUGGCCGUGGUUGCCUGCGGGGACAGACUGGCGGAGACCCUUGUCAUGCUCAAGUCUGCAUUGAUCCUCACCCAGGUGCCCGUCAGAAUCAUCGUGUUUGCUGAGGAUGAUCUCAUACAAAGCUUUAAUGAGAAGCUCAAAGAGUGGAGUUUGCUGAGUGAUCUACAUUUUCGAUUUGAAAUUCGGCGUAUCGAAUUUCCAGUCAACGGGAAGAAGGAUGAGUGGAAGAAACUGUUCAAACCGUGUGCCUCGCAACGUCUAUUCUUACCAACUGUGCUAGAGGAUGUUGACUCUCUUUUAUACGUGGACACUGAUACCCUGUUUUUGACGCCUUUGGAGCACAUCUGGCGGCAUCUGAGUCUUUUCAACUCCUCACAACUCGCAGCCCUGACACCCGAACAUGAGGACAGAGCAACGGGAUGGUAUAACCGGUUUGCUCGUCACCCUUAUUACGGACCACUUGGUGUGAAUUCUGGCGUGAUGCUGAUGAACCUGACCAGAAUGAGAGCGUUUGGCUGGAUUGAAUAUGUAUUGCCUAUUUAUCAUGAGUACAAACUGAGAAUCACCUGGGGCGACCAGGACAUCAUCAACAUCCUUUUCCAUUUCCAUUCAGACAAACUAUACAUAUACCCGUGCCGAUACAAUUACCGUCCGGACCACUGCAUGUACAUGAGCGUUUGCGAAAGCGCAGACAAAGAGGGCGUGGCUGUGCUGCACGGAAACAGAGGCAGUUUUCACUCUGAGAAACAGCCCGCAUUCCGAGCCAUCUACAGAGCCUUGGAGGAGUACCAACUGGGCUCAGAUCCGUACAACAACUUUCUUCUGCCCAUGAAACACUACUUGGAUGAAACGUCCAGCACUAACUGUGGCAAAGUUCGGCGCAUUUUCCUCAAGUCUGCGGAGCAGUUUAUUAAUAAGAUCUAUGAUUAAAGCAGUAACUUUUGGAUCUAAAAUUUGGGUGGCCCAUCACGACUGAAAGAACUUACUCUUAAAAGGCUGCUCACACAAAUUUCUAAAGUAGACUCGUGUUCAUCUUCUGAAGUAACAAAGUUUACAAAGUAUAAAGGCUGCACGUUUGUUGUCGAAAAUAAUAACAUUUGCACUAGCUAACGAUAGUGUUUUUAGUGCAGCGUGCCAUUCGCAGAAGCCAUUGUUUAAAUUUUUGUUGCCUACAAAUUUUACACGACAUUCCGAAGGCCAUUCUUGGAAGAGUGGAGGACUUUUGUGAUUACUUUAAGCUACGCAGCAAACAGUAUUAGAAUCUGUUAUUUAAGUAGGAAGAUUUGACUCAAUAUUUAAUGACAUGUGCUUGUAGUUAAUUUAAGUUAGUUUACUGACAUAGUAUGUACCAAUUUUGUGCUGUGAUAGCCAUCAUGAAUGUUUCAUUAUUUCUAAACAGCUGCAAUGUUUAUCUCAAUAGAAAAUAAAACACAAGGUUUGCCAUUGAGCAAUUCAAAUUUUA
Messenger RNA from Cloeon dipterum, 1780 nucleotides. It is a transcript of the gene shams, whose product is annotated as glucoside xylosyltransferase 1 shams. Gene Ontology annotation, molecular function: UDP-xylosyltransferase activity. The transcript has 6 exons. Bases 106 to 1248 code for a protein of 380 amino acids. Lineage: Eukaryota; Metazoa; Arthropoda; Insecta; Ephemeroptera; Baetidae. The record is from RefSeq and is a predicted model, not a curated record. Gene Ontology annotation, biological process: protein O-linked glycosylation via N-acetylgalactosamine.